AUGUCUUCCAGAUUACUUAUUUCAAAAAGAUCAAUAACUACCACAAAUAACAACCUUCUGAACACAAUUCAAGUUGCUAAGCCAGAUAAGAUCCUUGGUCUCACUGAAAAGUUCAAUCAAGAUAAAAAUCAAAAAAAAGUCAAUUUAACCGUUGGAAUAUACAAGGAUGCAUGGGGGAAAGUAUCCACACUUCCUUCAGUGGCAUUGGCUCAGAGACAGAUGGGAACUUUAUCGACUUUAAAUUGGAAUUUAUCCUAUCUUCCAAUCGUUGGUUGUGAAAAGUAUCAUCAAAACGUCAAAAACUUUCUCUUCAACGAGUGUAUGAAAGAUUUAAAACACUUUAAUAAUGGUGUCUCAUUUUUCCAAACUUUGAGUGGUACGGGUGCAAUUGCAAUUACAGCUAGAUUUUUAUCAAAAUUCAUUUCUAAUAAAAUUUGGUUACCUAAUUAUUCAUGGGCAAACCAUAUUAAUAUAUUCGAGAAAAAUGGAUUUCACAAUAGCAUAAACUACUAUUCGUAUUAUAAUGAUACGACGGGUAAAUUGGCUGUCGAUAAGUGGUUAAACGAUUUGAGAAUAAACGUCUCGAAGGAUAAAUCAAAUGUUCCCCAUUGCAUAGUAUUACAUGCAUGCUGUCAUAACCCCACGGGUAUAGACCCAACAAAGGAGGAGUGGACGAAAAUUAUAGACACAGUUCAUGAACUGAACAUGAUUCCUAUUAUAGAUAUGGCAUAUCAAGGCUUGGAAUCUGGUGAUGUGGUAGAAGACGCUUACGUCCUGAGAUCAUGUCUUCAGGAUAAUAGAAAAUGGCACAAUGGUCUUUAUUUAUGCCAGUCCUUUGCUAAAAAUAUGGGUCUCUAUGGUGAAAGGGUUGGCUCUUUAAGUAUAAUAACGCCGUAUGAAUCUUUACCGAGCGUCAGAUUGGCAAUUGAUUCACAAAUAAAAAAAAUAAUCAGAUCUAUGUACUCCUCUCCGCCUGGUUAUGGUUCACGAAUAGUAAACACCAUCUUAUCUGACGAAAAGUUAAAGAAACAAUGGUUUAAAGAUGUUAAUUCUAUGGUUAAUAGACUACACUCCAUACGGAACAAGUUAUUUGAGCAAUUGCAUUGGGAUGACUUAGUUGAGUUUGGACAGCAACAUGGUAUGUUUUAUUUUACAAGAUUUACACCUAAGCAAGUAAAUCAAUUGAAACAAAACUAUUCAAUUUAUCUCACUGAAGAUGGUAGGUUAUCUUUGAGUGGCAUUAACGAUUCAAACUUAGACUACGUUUGUGAAGCAUUGAUGGAUGUUUCCAAGGUUAUACAAAAGUGA
Kazachstania africana CBS 2517 is the source of this 1308-nucleotide messenger RNA. RefSeq names its product aspartate transaminase AAT1 (gene AAT1). Gene Ontology annotation, biological process: biosynthetic process; L-aspartate catabolic process. The record is from RefSeq and is a predicted model, not a curated record. Gene Ontology annotation, molecular function: pyridoxal phosphate binding; L-aspartate:2-oxoglutarate transaminase activity. The transcript has a single exon. NCBI's taxonomy places the organism in Eukaryota, Fungi, Ascomycota, Saccharomycetes, Saccharomycetales, Saccharomycetaceae. Gene Ontology annotation, cellular component: mitochondrion. The coding region runs from base 1 to 1308 and encodes 435 amino acids.